GUGGAGAGGUAAUCGCUGCAACGUUUACGUGAGCGACGAGCUGGCGAGCUUCACAUCCAACGACGCACACUGCAACCUCUCCUCCACCGUCUCAACCCGACAUGGCCGACGACAAAGCUCCCAAAGACUACGGAAUCGGCGGCAGCGGCAGCGCGGACGGAGGCUAUCCUCAGUGCCUCCUCCGACGCAAACCCGGCCUCUCAGUGCAGGCAUUCCAAGCCGGAUGGCUCGAACACGCACGCUUCGGCAUGCCAUGGGCGGCCGAUUGCGGCAUGACCCACUACGUGCAAAUCGUCAAUCCGACCGUCGCUAAUCCAGCAGCAAUGCCUGCGGGCGUUGCCAUCGAGGACUUCGACGCCGUUGCAGAGAUCCGCAUUCCCAGCGAAGCGCCGGGCAGCGAAGCCGACAAAGCCAUUCGAGGCGCGUACUUUGAACAAUGCAUCAUCCCCGACGAGUGCAGGUACUUUGCGGGACCUAAUCGAGACCUUGCCGUUUGGAUUCCGCCUGGUACGGCGACGGGGAAGAGGAUUGAAGUCAUGGUAGAUGGGGAAUGGGUCAAAGAUGCCCAUGGCAAGCCUGUGAUCGACCUCGAGCAGUCGACCAAGGAUUACGAAGAUUGGAAGAAGAAAUAUCGCGCCGAACAUAAACUGUAGAUGCAGCUACAGUAUACACCUUACCAUGUAGGCACAGAAUGUUUAAGGGUGCAAGACAAGAAUGAAGGCGUCAAGAGAGAAGGGUUAGGGUUAUUGGGCACGGUGGUUGUUUUUCGGCCAUACUUUGAUCCGAGACCCUUGUUUUUCCGUUUUCGAUAUAUCAAAUGAAGU
This is a messenger RNA of Neohortaea acidophila, 824 nucleotides long. RefSeq lists its product as uncharacterized. Bases 102 to 653 code for a protein of 183 amino acids. The record is from RefSeq and is a predicted model, not a curated record. The transcript has a single exon. NCBI's taxonomy places the organism in Eukaryota, Fungi, Ascomycota, Dothideomycetes, Mycosphaerellales, Teratosphaeriaceae. Gene Ontology annotation, molecular function: oxidoreductase activity.